GUCUGGGGGGUGGCAGUCCUGAUCCUUCUGACGGCUGUGCUUUUUGGCCUCCUGGUCUCCGCCAAGAGGGUCCAGACGCGCCGGCGCUUGCAGUGGCUGCAGAAGCAGCGUCACACUGGCCGCCAGUUUGUCGGAAUGAACGAUGAGGCAAUGCUUCUCUUCGAGUCUUUGCGGGGCAGGCCCUGGAGGAACUAG
Molecule: messenger RNA, 195 nt
Organism: Symbiodinium pilosum
Lineage: Eukaryota; Dinophyceae; Suessiales; Symbiodiniaceae
Source: the annotation of a GenBank genome assembly